AUGGAUGAGAGCCCAAUCAUCAGGAAGGCAAAGGUCAACCAGGAAGACUUAACUGAGAGUGACUGUGAGUAUGACAGUGAACAAGUUGACCUUGAGGAAGAUGGUCUUGAAAACAGAGUUAUCAACAGGGGCGAUGAAACGGAGCAAAAUGUAGAGGCACUGUUUGGCGAUCAGACUGUCAGUUCUGAAGGCGGGAGAAAGAACAGUUCUACCUCUGAUGUCAACAGUCAGUUGGAGGUAUUCCGCCAGCAGUGGCAAGAUGAGUUGCAGCAGAAACCAGGGAGUCGAGGGCAGAGUCCAAAAAGCAGUGUCAAUGAAGGCAAUAAUGUUUGCUUGAAGGCUAAACAAGCCAACGAUAUUGAAAAUGAGGCCCGAGCUUUCUUUUUGCAAGGAAUGCAGGCUGAGGAUGAUGGGAUGUUGAAUGAAGCCAUAUUCUACUACAGGAAAGCCCUUCAGCUGGUACCAGACAUAGAAUCAAGGCUGGGCAAUGUUUUAAACAGAGGUCCCAAAGACAGAGCAAUACAAGACACUGAGAGUCCUAUGGAAAAAAGUGACUUGGAAGAAGAUCUCUUGGUACAUCUGCAGCACAUGAAAUUAAAGGAUGAAGCGCUGUGUCAGCCAGAAUAUGAGCAAAAGAUGACUCACAUAUCUUGCCUGCCUGUGGAGUUGAUUGUCUACAUCCUUCACUGGGUGGUCUCUAAUGACUUGGACCUGAGAUCACUGGAGAUGUUUUCCUUGGUAUGUCGAGGAUUCUAUGUUUGUGCCCGGGAUGAAAGAGUUUGGAAAAAGGCAUGCGAGAAAAUCUGGGGAGUCAAUCUGGGUAAUUCAAAGAGAUACAAUGGAUCAUGGAGAAGAAUGAUGAUUGAGAGGCCUCAUCUGCUGUUUGAUGGAUGCUACAUCAGCAAAGUGACCUACAUUCGGCAGGGCGAGCAGGGCAUGGACAGCUUCUAUCGUCCCUUCCACCUGGUGGAGUACUUCAGAUAUGUCCGCUUCUUUCCUGAUGGUCAGGUGCUUAUGUUGGUGAGCCCAGAGGAUCCCAUACAGUCAUUGCCUAAACUCAGAUACCGUAACUCCAAGGUUGCUGGUAUCCUUAGGGGUGGAUACAGAAUGUCUGACUUUAAGGUGACCUGCAUUCUCAAGAGGGUCAGGUCUGAACCUGUGAGCAACAACAGAUACAAACGCCAUCGCCAGGCAGCCAAUCAGCAUGAAGUGGAAAUGUCAUACUCGGUGGAGUUUGAUGUGGUGUCCUGUGGCAAGAGAACCAAUGCUCAGCUGGUAUGGCAUUCCUAUGCAGUUACUUCUGUGCAAAGGUCAACGGGCGAGGAGGUCACCAGUAAUUUUGACCUCAACAAACGCACCUUUCCUCCUCUGAUCUUCUCUCGUGUGAGAAGCUACACGUCUGCAUCCACAGAGCCGCUGAUGUAA
Molecule: messenger RNA, 1425 nt
Organism: Candidula unifasciata
Lineage: Eukaryota; Metazoa; Mollusca; Gastropoda; Stylommatophora; Geomitridae
Source: the annotation of a GenBank genome assembly